Annulohypoxylon truncatum is the source of this 1020-nucleotide messenger RNA. RefSeq names its product mitochondrial carrier. The record is from RefSeq and is a predicted model, not a curated record. Lineage: Eukaryota; Fungi; Ascomycota; Sordariomycetes; Xylariales; Hypoxylaceae. Bases 1 to 1020 code for a protein of 339 amino acids. The transcript has 4 exons. Gene Ontology annotation, biological process: transmembrane transport.
AUGGCCGCACAAUCGAAACCUGCCCCGUUACCAUCAUGGGGUUAUGCUGUAGCUGGUUCCACUGGAGCUGUCUUAGCUAACGCUCUGGUAUAUCCCCUAGAUAUAGUAAAGACACGAUUGCAAGUCCAGGUAAAACGGAAACCCGGAGAGACGAGCGAACAUACCGAUCCCCAUUACGCCUCGACGUGGGACGCCAUCACUAAGAUUGCUGCCGAAGAUGGAAUCCAAGGAUUAUAUGCGGGUAUCAACGGCGCUCUGCUGGGAGUAGCCUCUACUAACUUCGCCUACUUCUAUUGGUACUCGACCGUGCGGGAGCUCUAUUUUAAGUCGCAAAAAGUGUCUGCGCCGCCAUCUACGGCUGUCGAAUUGAUGCUUGGAGCUAUAGCUGGUGCUGUAGCCCAACUGUGCACGAUUCCCGUUGCCGUGGUCACGACGAGACAGCAGACGCAGAGCAAGGCGGAUAGGAAAGGUCUGAUAGAUACGGCCCGUGAGGUUAUCAACAGUGAGGAUGGAGUAUUCGGUCUCUGGAGGGGACUCAAAGCGAGCUUGGUGUUGGUUGUCAACCCAGCUAUCACCUAUGGUGCAUACGAACGGCUAAAGGGCGCCUUGUUCCCCGGGAAGACUCGUCUGACUGCGGGAGAAGCUUUCCUUCUUGGCGCCAUGUCGAAAGCGUUGGCCACCAUUGUCACGCAACCCCUUAUAGUUGCUAAAGUCGGCUUGCAAUCAAAGCCUCCGCCGCAGCGGCAGGGGAAACCAUUCAAAGGAUUCAUCGAAGUCAUGCAAUUCAUCGUCAAGCAUGAAGGCUUAUCGAGCCUCUUCAAGGGCAUUGGCCCCCAGAUCGCAAAGGGCUUUUUGGUGCAAGGUUUACUUAUGAUGACUAAAGAGCGGAUGGAAUUCCUAUUCAUCCUACUAUUUAGAUACGUCCGGAAGCUCCGUUCGGAGCAGCUUGCUAAAGCGGCUGCACUAGCAGCGACUGCUGCUUCCAAGGCCAAGGCCGUUGUCCCUGUCACAACUAAAUAA